GGGCGCUGCGGAGGCGCGCCUCACGUCGAAUGACGCAGAGCGGGGGCGUGCCCGCGAUACGCUGCUGCGCAGGGGCUGCUUGUUGUUCCCGCAGAGAGGCGAGAAGAUGGCGGCCGUGUCUAGCGGAGGAGCUGCUGGGUCCGCUGCGGCCGCGAUUACGCACCCUGCCCGACCGACCCACGCAGGCAUGGGCCCCCAGAACCGGGCCCCGCCGCCCUCCGGGAUCAGCCACGCCGGUCGCACCAGCACGGCCGGCGGGUGCAUCGCCAAUCCUGGCCACACUUCUUCGGCCACCAGGCCCCCUCCGGCCCGAGUGGGCCACUACGAAAUCGAGCGGACCAUCGGCAAGGGGAAUUUCGCGGUCGUUAAACUCGCUACACACAUCAUCACUAAAGCAAAGGUGGCGAUAAAAAUAGUGGAUAAGACCCAGCUGGACGAUGAGAACCUGAAGAAGAUCUUCAGAGAGGUGCAGAUCAUGAAGCUGCUGAAGCACCCCCACAUCAUCCGCCUCUACCAGGUGAUGGAGACGGAGAAGAUGAUCUAUCUGGUAACAGAGUUUGCCAGCGGUGGGGAGAUAUUCGACCACCUGGUGGCUCAUGGCCGCAUGGCAGAAAAGGACGCCAGGAAGAAGUUCAAGCAGAUUGUGGCAGCGGUCCACUUCUGCCACUGUCGCAAUAUCGUCCACAGAGACUUGAAAGCUGAAAAUCUGUUACUGGACCACAACUUGAACAUUAAAAUUGCAGAUUUUGGCUUCAGCAACAUAUUUUCUCGAGGUCAGCUCCUGAAGACGUGGUGCGGCAGCCCUCCAUAUGCUGCUCCUGAGCUUUUUGAAGGCAAAGAGUAUGACGGACCCAAAGUAGAUAUAUGGAGCUUAGGUGUGGUGUUAUAUGUACUGGUGUGUGGUGCGUUACCUUUCGAUGGCAGCACUCUACAAAAUUUGCGAGCGCGUGUCCUCAGUGGAAAGUUCCGCAUCCCUUUCUUCAUGUCCACAGACUGUGAGUAUCUAAUUAGACACAUGUUAGUUCUGGAGCCCAGCAGACGGUUGACCAUGGAGCAAAUCUGUAAGAACAAGUGGAUGAGGCAAGGAGACCCGGACCCAGAAUUUGACAGGUUGAUCGCAGAGUGUGAGCAGGUGAAGACUGAGAGAAAGAUCGAGCUCAACGAGCAGGUGCUCAUGGCCAUGUCCGAGAUGGGCUUGGAUCGAGAGUGCACGCUUCAGUCUUUGCGGACAGAUGCUUAUGAUCACUACAGCGCCAUUUACAGUUUGCUGGCUGAACGCCUCAAGAAACACAAGACACUGCGUGUUGCCCCGCCCACACCGCGCUCUAUUAGCUAUCCUGUCAAUGCUGUACAGCAGACAGAUCCACAAGGUAAUCCUGUUAGCAUGACCGUUCCCCAUGUCCAGCUCAUCAACCCAGAGAAUCAAAUUGUUGAG
Molecule: messenger RNA, 1435 nt
Organism: Austrofundulus limnaeus
Lineage: Eukaryota; Metazoa; Chordata; Actinopteri; Cyprinodontiformes; Rivulidae
Product: serine/threonine-protein kinase SIK3 homolog
Biological process (GO): protein phosphorylation; microtubule cytoskeleton organization; intracellular signal transduction
Cellular component (GO): cytoplasm
Molecular function (GO): tau-protein kinase activity; ATP binding
Source: RefSeq, a predicted model, not a curated record